AUGUUUUGGAAGGCUGAGGUUGGGACAGUUCAAACUUUGCAAAAGCCGGUUGAGGAGGAGAUUGACCGUUUGAACAUCAUAUCGAAGUUUUCCCCUAGAGCCUUUGAUAGUGAUCAGAGAGUCGCCACUGUCUUAGAACAAUUUAAAAAGUUGUUUUAUAAUCUUACGGUAGAGGUAAACGGCAACUUGAUUACAAAAUUCAGAACAUUUGCUGAGGAAAUCAGUAAGCUUCGCAAGACGUUGAGCACGGUAUCUCGUGUGUACCAACAUCGAUCGCAACUAAGUGAGAAGGAAUUUUCUGAUUUAAGUCCGAAAUUAUACAAGAAGACGGAUCAGCUUCUUCAAUUUCACAAGGUAAUUUCUAACGCUUGGAGAGCUCGAUUUAAAGAACUCGCACAUAACUACAAUAGCAGUAAGAGGUUCCAUCGUAAGGCUAUGAAUGCCUACAUUAACUUUUACAACUGGCACUGUGCGUUCAACCUUCAGCCUGAAGAAAUUGAACUGUUUCACAAGAAACAAGGGGCUUGGUACUUUCAAAAGUCGAGCAGAGCUUUAUUCAAGUACGAUUACCCGACACUCCUAGAGGAUAAUCUCGAAGAUGCAUGUCGUAGUCUUCGCCUGCUACUCGCAAUGAGGAAGGAAGUGAUGGCCAUAUAG
Messenger RNA from Candidozyma auris, 657 nucleotides. RefSeq lists its product as uncharacterized. The record is from RefSeq and is a predicted model, not a curated record. Bases 1 to 657 code for a protein of 218 amino acids. Gene Ontology annotation, biological process: vesicle-mediated transport. Lineage: Eukaryota; Fungi; Ascomycota; Pichiomycetes; Serinales; Metschnikowiaceae. Gene Ontology annotation, cellular component: membrane. The transcript has a single exon.